Messenger RNA from Plasmodium fragile, 3777 nucleotides. RefSeq lists its product as uncharacterized. Bases 1 to 3777 code for a protein of 1258 amino acids. Gene Ontology annotation, molecular function: nucleic acid binding; ATP binding. The record is from RefSeq and is a predicted model, not a curated record. Gene Ontology annotation, biological process: maturation of LSU-rRNA from tricistronic rRNA transcript (SSU-rRNA, 5.8S rRNA, LSU-rRNA). NCBI's taxonomy places the organism in Eukaryota, Apicomplexa, Aconoidasida, Haemosporida, Plasmodiidae. Gene Ontology annotation, cellular component: nucleolus. The transcript has a single exon.
AUGUUGAGAACUAAAGGGAGGGCGAAAUGGAUGAAGAGUGUGGAGAGGGGUACUGGAGAGGACACGGAGGAAUGGAUGCAUCUGAGCCAAGGUAACAUGUGUUCUUCCAUCCCAGGCGAAGAAGAAAACAAAUAUGAGACAGUCAUGUGGGGAAGGAAUCCCCCCUAUGAAGGUGAACACAGUAAAGAGAAGUACAGGCAAAAGGGUACCCCGCCAAAUGAGGAACUGCGCAAAAGGUACCAAGGGGUACAAAAAAAACUGUAUCAAAAGUACAACCACCAGGGGGUAGGAAGUGACCCGCACAAGGUACAGACAUACGAGGGCAACUAUGAACAAGUGAACGAAUUAAAUAUACAUCGAAUGUUAUUACUAGGAUUGGAAAAGCUUAACAUAAGAGAAUUGAAUAAAAUGCAAAUUAACAGCUUCUUAACCAUACAGCAGGGGAAAGAUGUGCUUAUAAAUUACCCAGACGGGUCAGGCAAAACUAUAGCCUACUUGCUGCCCCUUCUAAACAACAUAUACUUUGUGCAUGACUACUUGGAGGAGCUGAUCCUUGAAAAUUAUCAUGAAGGAAAUAAAAAGAGGUGCGGAAACUCCGUGCAGGGAAAUUUCAAAUUUAAUAACAACUUUGACUUGUACAAUGAAAUGAGAAAAUAUUUCCUCAAGUAUAGUCACUACAGAAGGAAUGUACUGCUGGAAGAUAAUGUCACUCAGGUAGGGAAGAAGAUGAAUCAGAAUUUUCAUUUGCUUCCAAAUCAUUUUAAUGAACUGGACGAAGGGUCCAUGCUGGGUUCUCCUCACCUAGGUAGGAUGCAUCGCACUAAGAAAAAAAAAAAAAAAAAUACAUCAAUGUGGGAUGGAAAGGGAGGAGACAUAUUUUCACCAAAUGAGGAACAAACUGGUAAUAGACAAGGGGGCUAUGCGGAAGGAAAGAAGCAAAAGAUUGUGAGCCUCAUGAACAAACUUGUAGAAGUAAUUAAAAUUAACAAAAUUAAUCUGAACAACAUAAAUAGUGACCGUGUCAAUAAAGAAGAGCUAGCCAAAUUGGAAAACAUUUUAAUGUACAAUUUUAAGAUGAAAGAAAAAGAACCCAACUGUGUAGACACCCCUCCAGACAAUGACGAGUGCAUCUACCGCUACCUAACCAGAAACCCUUUACAAAUUAAUAAGCCAGUUAUUAUCCUAACUGUGAAUAAAGAUAAUAUAAGUCAAAUUGUGCGAGUGAUAAAACAACUGGACGUACUUAACCGAAUCAACAUACAAACCUUGAAUGAUGUGCCCUAUGAGGACACGCGUCCUUUUACCAUGGAUGAAAGAACCAACACAGAAUCGCACCAUGAAGAGAUGGAGAUGGAGAUGCAAUUACAGAACAGCUGUCACGUGGAAAAUUUACACGUGGUCAGCGUCAACCAAGUUUCCAACCCCGUGUUGUGCAGAGAUGAAAUUAUGUGGACAUGUGCAGACAUCGUGAUUACCACUCCGGACAUUUUUCUACACGCAUGCCAAAAUGAAAGAACCAAACAGAUCCUCCCCUCCAUAAUUAUAUUCGAUGAAGUAGAUAUGCUGUUUCAAAAUAAUGCCUACAGAAAUACACUGAUGAACAUUUUUUACAUUAUUAAGAAGAGGCCUGAGAUUUACAAUCCUCAUAUUGAUAUUAGCAGUGGGGGGUUGGAACAUGUGGCCACCUCGAUUGAGGCUGCCUUAAUGAGCGGUGGAUUCGACACUGCUCCGUUAAGGGGCGACGGGCCGGAUACGGCUCCCCUUGGCCAACCCCAAGUUUUAACUACCUUCCCAAGUGCACUUCACUCCCUUUCCAACCACGUCGAAUGCGACCAAUUUGGAGACCUGGACAUGUCGUCUGUGGAGGGGAUCAAAGGAGGGAACCCUGUUGGGGAUACCCACCAGAAAAACGCUUCCCACCUGAAAAACGCGGAAAACGGGAAAAACGCCUGUAACCGUUCCCCCCGGGGGAAGGAAAAAGAGCGAGAGCUGCCGCUACUCCAGAUGAUAUACGUCACCUCGACGCUGCCCUCCGUGGGACACACUACCGCGGGGAGUAUGCUGACAGAACGGUUCAGCAACCUGGUCGAAAUUGUGUGCAAGGAGAAUUAUCACAUCCCGAGAAACGUGCGCACCCAGUGGAUAGAAUUGAACAAGGACAAAAUUUUAAGCCACUACUUGUUUAGCGGUGGGGCGCGGGACACACACCAGAGGGGGAAGGAUAUCUCGGGCAUCGCAUCCAAGGAUGAUGAAGCCUCAACUCCGUAUAGCGGUUCCACCGCGCAACAUAGCAGUUCCGACUCUCACCAUGGGGGCAGCCUGAAAGACGCCGCCCUGUCUAGCAAGAUCAACAAACUGGAGAAUAGCUCCUUCGACCACAGACUGGAUCUUCUAAUCCACGUUUUGAAAAAGUACCACGCGUGGUCAGCUAGCUCAGAAUUUUACAAAGACGAAUUUUCUGAACAUGGUCAGGCGGAAAAGGAUACAACUGUCAACCCCGAAGAAGGGAAGAAAAAAAAAAAAAAAAAUUUUACAAGUUCAACAAAAGGGGGGAAGUUUCACCUAAUUGAUAAUAAAGCAGUUUACAAAACGAUCGUAUUUGUUAACAGCGUAAAGGAUUGCAUCCGGAUAUAUUUUUUUUUAAAAAAACAUAACUGGCCUGUCUUCUGCUUCCACAAAAACAUAUCAAUAAAUUCACGGAUGCAAAAUCUGCACAGCUUCCACCAAGCCCACGUUGCCAUUUUAGUGACCACGGAUUUGUUGAGCAGAGGCAUAGACACCCAAAAUGUGGACCACAUAAUUAAUUUUCAUUUUCCUUCCGAUGCGAUAACGUACCUGCACCGGCUCGGAAAAAUGAACAGAAGCGGCGGUGACCAUCAUAAUGGCCUUAAUCGCCAUAACAACGCGGAACGAUGGAAAAUGCGACACGGGCGAACUGCCUUGUUGGAGGAACACAUUGGUGGAGAAGCACAAACGAAACGGUCACGCGAAGGAGAUACAACAUCGGAGUAUAUUCCAACCCAUGGUCAACACAAGGACAACACGUGUCCGCGAACAAAUAAAACAUUUCUCGUAACAAACUUCUUAUCAUUUUCAAAUCUGCCUUUGGCACAGUCGAUUAGAAGUUGUGAUGAACAGAACGCCAGUUUGCUUCCGCUUUUUUCAAGGAAAAAAUCUUUCAAAAUGAAAAUUAAAAGAAAGGAAAAUAAUUCCCUUGGGGAGGACAACAGAUACAUCGACGUUGGGGAAGAGGAAGAGGUACAAUCCGAGAAUGGGCACUCGUGGAAACCUUCCACAUGCGAAAAUGAAGAAAAAAAUGUCUACGUCCAGGCGCCCUUCUCCGUUUUUUCGCUGGACAAUUCGGGCGAAGAGUCAGAAGAGAGCGACGCAGAUGAAGACUACACAGACGAGGCAACCAGACCACAUAUGAAAUUGCCCCAACGGAGAGCGGCGGAAAAAGGAAAAACUAAAACAAAGCAUAACCCACAUGCUAAUGAUGAUCACACGGAUGAAUGUGAUGGAGACACACUCUCCUGUGAAGAAAAAAAAUAUCUUCAAAGUUGUCUCCGGUCCAGAGUGCCUACCGGUGAUACGCUCCCUAGUGAUAAAAUCCCAUCCUGGGAUAACGUCCAAUUUGACAACAACAAAUUUCUCGUGGAAAGGUUCAAGAGUAGGGAUUGCUACCUGAUGGGGCAAGUCAAACGGGGGAAGCUCAUCUUUAACAACUUCGAAAGUAAUGCAGAUGGAGACGACGAUGAUGAGGAGUUGCUCUUUUGA